AUGUCUUCAUUUCAGUCGACGUCCGAUCAUUUGAAAGGAUUACCAGUUUUUGAUGAAAUGAAUUUCACGCGAUUCCAGUCGGAAGGCUGUCGGACCAGCUCUAAGAAGCCGUCCGUAUAUCUGCCCACAAAAGAUCAUCCGUCGGAACAAAUUAUCACAACAGAGAAGACCAACAUUUUGUUGCGAUAUCUUCACCAACAGUGGGAUAAGAAGAAGGCGUUGAAGAAGAGGGAGACCAACGAUGACAACGACAAUGAGUCUCAAAACGCACGCAAGAAGACCAAGAAAAACGACUCACAAACCAAUCAAUAGCUUAUAAUAUAAUUAGAAUUAAUUUAGUAUUAAUUAAUUGUAAAAUUAUUUAAAUGUCAUUUUUUCGAUCUGUCUUUACAUCACUUUCCGAAACGCUUGGAUCCAAAAACAAAACUACCAUUUGAUGACAUUUGAUCACUAUUUAUAUGUGAAUCCAAUUAUAGGUUAUUGAGAUUAUCAACUAAUUUCAUAUUGAAAUACAGUUUACAAUUGAAAACCACUCUUUGUUUCACUAUUUAUUGAUUACAUGCUUAAGUGUCUGUCGUGUUAUCAUUAUCUGCUCCGC
Molecule: messenger RNA, 598 nt
Organism: Medioppia subpectinata
Lineage: Eukaryota; Metazoa; Arthropoda; Arachnida; Sarcoptiformes; Oppiidae
Source: the annotation of a GenBank genome assembly